This is a messenger RNA of Echinostoma caproni, 396 nucleotides long. The record is from the annotation of a GenBank genome assembly. NCBI's taxonomy places the organism in Eukaryota, Metazoa, Platyhelminthes, Trematoda, Plagiorchiida, Echinostomatidae.
AUGCGGGUGCUAAGAAACCAAAAGUCACAGACUAGCAACUUGACACGGGGGGAACAAAUGGCUUAUCGUAAUCUACGCAAUGAUCGUUCAGUUGUAAUCACCAACCAAGCUGUGAUCAUGGAUCGAACGGACUACGAGAAAAAGGCACUGGAACAUCUGUUGACCGGACCGCAUGAAAAACUACCGGAACAGAAACGCAGAGCGAUCUUGAACAAAACACAAGCACUUAAAGUUAAAAUACUUCAGGAGCUCAAACCAAAGUUAGGUAAGAGAUCAAACACAGUGUUUGAGCCUAUGGAACAGUACGCGAUUCAAGACGAUCGGAGCUUGCCCAAGAAGAAUUUGGCCUACAAAGGUCUGGACCGCCGUAUUCGGAAGAGUACUGGAAAAAUUUAA